GAGGAUCCGUCGCGGUAGAGGGGUGAUUUGUCCUCCCUUUCGUUACCGCUACGAACUCCCUCUUCCCUCCCCUCCUCCCAACCUUUUCCCUCACCCCGUUAGCUUGCAGCCCCCCUCACCUUCUGUGUUUCUUUCUCUCCUUCUUUCUCUCGCAUCCUCACGAGGAGGAGAACGAGAAGCAGGAAAGAUGAGCAAUCAAGAGGACCUCGACUAUUACAUCAUGUUCCCGUCGUUUCCGCCGUCCCCGAAGGAUCCAACGUUAACCACCGGUAGUCAGGAUCAACGUGAAGAGUUCGUAUUCGUUUACAAGGAGGACAAACGACCUGUAAUAGUGCUACUAGGAUGGGCCGGCUGUCAAGACAAAUAUCUGGCCAAGUACAGCGCAAUUUACGAAGAGAAGAGCUGCAUCACACUACGAUACACAGCACCAGUAGAAUGUCUAUUUUGGCGAAGAGACAAAAUGCCUCAUAUUGGCAAACGGUUGAUCCAGGUAAUCACAGACAAGAGUUUAGAUCAACACCCGAUAUUCUUCCACGUCUUCAGUAACGGCGGCGCGUUUCUAUAUCAACAUGUAAGCCUUGCGAUGCAACAAGCUAACUCACCGCUUAAGGUCAAAGGAGUGAUAUUUGAUAGCGCACCUGGAGAAAGAAGAUUAACUGCUCUUUUCAAAGCAAUUAGCGCAAUCAUCGGCGGACAUCCACUUACGAACAUACCAAUGUCCUUCCUCAUUACGAUCUUCCUCUCUAUACUUUGGUUUUUAGAGGUAAUCGCUCACGCCCUUGGUCGUGGUUAUCCAGUGCAAACGAACCCGAUCGGUCUUGCAGAAGAAUCCUAUUCUUGGCCGCAAUUGUUUCUUUAUUCGAAUGCUGACACUUUAAUUCCGGCAGCGGACGUCGAGAAAUUCGCCAGUCGACGAGCAGAACGUGGUGUACGAGUGCAGCUGGUACUUUUCACCAAUUCUCCGCACGUCAAGCAUUAUGCUACUUAUCGUGAUGCCUACGUAAAUACAGUUUGUAGUUUCAUCCACGAAUGCCUGACGUCACCAAAUUUAGAAUGCCUGGAAUUGCCUCAGAAUCACGGUAUGGAAAAUAAUUCCCGGAAUUACGUCACUAUGCCGAGUCUUACCAAAAGAGUUGUGCUACCUCAUGAGGCUACUAAGUUAAAUUAGAAAAAAACAAAUGGAAUAUUAAUGAUAGAGUAGCAAUAUGAUCGACGGAAGAGUCGUGUUCCGUACAAUUUUACAUGUACGAUUAUACACAAACAAAAGUGGACAAACUGGAAGACUAAGAGGGUCGGCGUAUUGUUUGAUUUUCAUCGUCGAACUUCGUAUAUUUGAAUAUAUGACACGCAUUUUUUAUACAGCGUUGAGUCUUAACAUCAUUACGAGAAUCUUCUUAUUUGUAUUGAUACUAAUAUGUAGUGAAAAGUGUCAGCUACUCAAAAAAGUACAUUUCAUAUAAAAUAAAUUUUUACUAGAAUAAUUUCGUUUGUAAUAUGUUUUAUCAAAUACUGUUGUCUUUAUUUGUUGUUAAAUAAUCAUUAUAAAAAAUAUAAAUCAUUUAAAAAUAGAUUUACACGCACAAAUAUGAUAUAUAGAUAAUAUUUAAACAUUACAGCACAGAUACUUUCAAAUUUAAUUUUAAGAAAUUUAAUAUAUGUUUAUACAAAACUCAACGUUGAUUCACGUGUAAAGAUGAAUUAAUCUUUAGCUUUUUGUAGAAAUUUUAAAAACUAAACUGAGCUCGACCUCUCUUUCUUCCUUUUGUCCUCUUAUACUUAUUCUACUUCCGCUUGGUAUUUCCUUCGUAUCUUCCAGUUUCUUCCUUCGCUGUGUGUUCUUGAACGUCAAUGUGCCUGAACUUCACAAAUCGACACAAUUGCGUUCCUUUCGAGAAUAAAAGAAAGAAAGUACACAUUCGACAGUGUACAAGUAUACGCAAGUACAAUUCUGAAUUUCCAGAAAGUAAAUGGAAUAAUGUUGCAAUACACCCUAAAUUUCCAUGUUUGAAAUAUUUCGUAACCUCAUAUAGUGAAUUGAAAUAGAAACUCUAGAUGCACUUGACAGCGAAUUAAGGUGAAAAAUUGGAAAUUAGGAACCUAGACGCUUGUUGAUGUGAUCGAAGUGCGCACAAGAAAUAUACGUUAUUAAUUGAAAUAUCGAGGGAUCAUAAUCUCACGAUAAUUCAAUUUCGACGUAAAAAAGUUCUCGCACAAAAGGAUCAAGCUGGUCUUGAUUUAGCUUUCAAUUUAAUUGCAGUUGUAAUUAAGUAUCAAUGAAACAGAGGAAUUUUCUUGUAUCUCUCCUUAUCGAAUAAUGUUAUGUCUCUACAUAAAGUACACAGCACACACACACAUCACGUGCGCGCGCGCACAACACACAACAAACACAUAUAUAUACAUAAAAUAUAAAUAUAUUUUGAUCUGUCGAUUAGUUACAAAUAAAGACUGAUAAA
Molecule: messenger RNA, 2453 nt
Organism: Bombus pascuorum
Lineage: Eukaryota; Metazoa; Arthropoda; Insecta; Hymenoptera; Apidae
Product: transmembrane protein 53
Exons: 5
Coding region: 188-1168 (326 amino acids)
Source: RefSeq, a predicted model, not a curated record